CGUUGACGUUCGCGUGCGGGCCCGUGGGGUACGCGUGGAGCGCGUGCGCGCGAAAAGUGUUGGCGCGCGAAACGCGAAGACGAUGACGGCGCGCGCGAGCGCGCUCGGCGCGGCGUACGCGUGCGCGGCGGCGCUUUGCGGGAUGAUGAUCGUGUGGAUCGCGCGCGCGCCGGGGAGCUGCGCGCCGGCGUACCUGAGCGCGAUGAAGGAUGCGUCGUUUCGCGAGGCGAGCGACCGCGCGGUGCCGAGAACGUUGUUGACAAAGUAUCAGACGAAUUUCGCGGUGUGCGCGACGCACGUGCUGCCGGCGAGCGCGUGGUGCGCGAUCGCGCCGUUUCAAAUUCACCCGACGGCGCGAAAGCGGUUUCCGAAGGCACACCGAAUCGCGGGGCGAGUGUUCUUCGCGUUGUCGGCGGCGAUGACGUACGGGUACGGCGUCAUUCACGCGCGAGAUUUACACUUUCACGCGAACGAUUUCCCAUCGCUCAAACGCGAGGAAUGCGUGUCAUUUUGGUUUGAUUACGGCAAGAUUCCAGGAUUGUCGUUCGUGCGCAUCGAGCAUCUCGGUGCGGCGUGGUUCGCGUUCACCGCGUGCGCGGCGUACGCCGCCGUCGCGUUUCCGCCGCGAAAUUUCGCCGCGCACCGCGCGUGGACGUGGCGUCACGUCGCCGCCGGUCUCUCCGUCGCCCUCCAGCGCGUCUUCAUCGCGCUCCACCACGUCUACUUCAACGCCGCGCACGGAUUCGGCCACGCCCACGGCGUGCCAGAGCUCCAGAAGCCCAUCUUCGCGGACUCUUUAAUCUUCGGCGUCGUCGUCGCCGUCGUCGCGUGCGAAUCGUGCGUCGCGCUCGCGCGUCCGCCGCGCGACCGGGCGAAAAAGUCUUGA
Ostreococcus lucimarinus CCE9901 is the source of this 886-nucleotide messenger RNA. RefSeq lists its product with no specific name. Bases 83 to 886 code for a protein of 267 amino acids. The record is from RefSeq and is a predicted model, not a curated record. Lineage: Eukaryota; Viridiplantae; Chlorophyta; Mamiellophyceae; Mamiellales; Bathycoccaceae. The transcript has a single exon.